Molecule: messenger RNA, 1515 nt
Organism: Clarias gariepinus (North African catfish)
Lineage: Eukaryota; Metazoa; Chordata; Actinopteri; Siluriformes; Clariidae
Exons: 7
Coding region: 1-1296 (431 amino acids)
Biological process (GO): cell surface receptor signaling pathway
Molecular function (GO): transmembrane signaling receptor activity
Source: RefSeq, a predicted model, not a curated record
AUGAAGGCGGUCCAAGAAGAUGAGGAGCUUCUGUGUAUUGUAUGGGCCAAGACUGGGGAUGUAAGUGGCCACACCAUUCUCAGAUAUGGCAGCACACAUAGUUAUAUUGCCCCCUCUCUGGCCUGGGACAUCCACUGUGGCCCGGUGAGCAAUAAUAUUACGGCCACGUCUUCAGCCCUUGGCCAGGUUGAAGCCAGCUUCAUCCACAAACACAAGGAUUCAGACACUGAAUCUCUUAGAUGUUUACAUCAUGUUCUCUGUUUCUGUUCUGUUUUAGUGCUGAUUUUACUUCUUCCAGCGCCACAUGCUGAAGAGACACCACGCCCAGUACUGAGUGUAUCUCCACAGAGCUGGGUGACUGAAGGAGACUCAGUGACUCUAAUCUGUGAGGUUAAAAACUCCUCUACAGACUGGACAUUCAGCUGGUACAGAGAGGUUCCAUACAGAGAGAAUAAUGUUAACACCACAUAUAAAGACAGCAGUAGAGGAUUUCGAGGCUCCUACACUUUCAGUCCUGCUGCUCUUAAACAAACAGGAGUUUAUACGUGCAAGGCGGAGAGACACGGACAGACGAUUCACAGCAAUUCACAGGCACUAUGGAUCACUGGUGAAUCUCCUCCAGUCUCUAUGAUCAUCAAUCCCAGCAGAACUCAACACUUUACUUAUGACUCUCUCUCACUGAGCUGUGAGGACCAGAGUCACUCUACUGGAUGGACAGUGAGACGAUACACAGACAGCGGAGGAGUUACAGAUUGUUUAGGGUUGGGAUCAGUUACAGGAUCUACAUGUACUAUCAGCUCUAUUAAAAAACCCUACACUGGAGUUUACUGGUGUGAGUCUGAAUCUGGAGAAACCAGUAAUCCUGUCAACAUCACAGUGGAUGAUCGUUAUGUGCUCCUGGAGAGUCCUGUCCAUCCUGUGACUGAGGAAUAUCCUCUGACUCUACGCUGUUUGGAUCGCUAUACAAAGUCCUCAACUCUCGAAGCUGAUUUCUAUAAGGAUGGAUCAGUUCUCCAGACACAGACUACAGGAGAGAUGAUCAUCCAUAAGGUCUCAAAAACAGAUGAAGGUUUUUACCACUGUAAAUAUCCAGUGAGAGGAGAGUCACUGAAAAGCUGGGUCUCAGUCAGACGUAAGAAAUCAGGUAAAGCUCCAUUCUCAGUGCUCAUGCUAAUCUGUAGUGUAGUGACGCCUGUUCCGUAUCUGCUGGUGACCAUCAUUCUCCUGAUCAAAUGUUACAGAGCUCGAGCGCAAACUGAUAAAAAGAGAAUUGAGAAUGCAGUUGUGGAGGAGUGAGCAGAGUCUCUGUAUAAGAAGAGGAUGCUGUGGUGUUUUCUUUAAGGAUAAUUGAGAUCUUAUAUGUUGUUAUUAUUAUUAUUAUGUACAAAUCCUUAUUCAUCGCUGAUAAAGCAAUUGGCAAACUUGAUGGGUUUAAAAAAAAAGACCGAAGAGACGUCUCUGCCUAAAAUGUAUUUCGCCAGCAAAACAUAAAAAUAAAUAGAAACAUAAACAUAA